AUGGUCACCUGGCAGGGAGAGAAGUCGAGUGGGGUUCACAUGGCCACCAGAGCACCCUGGAGCCACUGGACCCCACCAGUGGCCUUGGAAGGGCGGGGAAGGGGCUGGCCGGUCCCGGCGGCGGUGGCGAGGAGGGGGCGCGGAGGCGCAGCUCCACCUCCUCAGUCUCCCAAUCGCGUUACAGGCGGAGCCGCCAGAGUUUCCCUUCGCGCGGAGAAGUGUGUUCCCAACUCUGAGGACCGAAGCCGCCCACCACUCACCCGGGCUGCCCCUGCCCGGCGGGAUCCAGGCCUCAGGCAAUCCCACUUCGGGAACCCGGGUCCUGGCCGCCCCGGCCCGAGCCCUGCACUCACCGCCCGGCCGGGCCCGCGGGAUGUGCGCGCCGAGGCGGGCGCCGGCCGCUCUGGCCUCAGGAUCUGCGCGCGGCGGCCUCCCCCCGCAGAGGCCUGUACCUGGACCCACCUCAAGCUGAGAAGCCUUGGCAAGUCUGGACUCCCUCACUGGCAAACACCUGGGCCUUCUGCAGAGGAAACUUUGGCAGAUGGGUUCUCUCCUGAGGCCCAUUUGUGCCCUGUGCAGGGCCCUUCACACUUUGGCAUGCUCAAAACAUGCAGAAGCUGGGACCCAGCCCAUCCUAUUAUGACUUAUGGAGGACUCUGGCUCAAGGCCAUUGGCACAGCUUCCUGGGAGGCAAAAUACACAUCACCUGAAAGCUACCAAGGCUUCCACAGGCCAGGGGAAGCCUCAACCAGGAAGUUGAGGUCAUCCACACUGACCGCUGCCCUAAGAGCUAACACUACAGACACCCUCUUCCCACCUCUCACCCAUUACCAAGGGUCUCCUGUCACUCUCACCUUCCAGGCUCUGUGUCUUUCAAAUUCUCCCUCCCCAACCUCUCAGGUCACCUUUGUUCCUCCACCCCCACUUCUAACACCUGAGUCCAGGCUCUCAGCAUCUGGUCUGCACUAGCAUGGCCAUCCCCCCCCCAGUUCCUUCCCCCCUGACCCCUGACCUCAGAGGCCCAACCUGACACUCAAGGUCCUCCACCUCAUUCUCUAUCUUAAGCCCCACAACUCCUCCACACCCGUCACCACCUCAGCCAGGACAGUUUGCCCCCAAUUACUCACCCACCUUGGCUUUCCUGCUUCUGUAGCUUGUGGGGGCCCUUUCCACAUGCCUGGAAUCCUCCCCCAAAUGCAUUCACUCAAGUGUACACCCUUCAGAAUCUACCCUGCCCCAGAGAGGAAUCUAAGACUUAAGAAUCCUCUUAUCUGUACACAGAUAUGGCGCCUCCUGCCCCAUCAAGAGUGUGAACACUAAGUGCAGAGGUCAUUCCAUCCCAUGGCAUUCUGGGGAACCACUACAAGCCAAGGAUGGAGUGACCAGAUAAUUGAAGGAUGAGGUCCUCGGAGGGUCAGAGAACCCAGGGGGCCGUUUGCACUGUGCUUGCUGCCGAAGUCUGAGCACAGGCUCCAAGAAGGGAGGGUGCUUCAUGGGAAACGGCCUAGAAGAAGGGGCAGGCAGCAGGCUAGACUUGAACUCCUGGGCUCAAGCGAUCCUCCUGCCUCAGCCUCCCAAGUAUUGGGACUAUAGGUGUGUGCCACCAUGCCCAGCUCUGUCCCCAGCAACAUUUAUCAUAUCAACCAUUCCCCCAAUCUCUCUUCACUACUCUCCUCUGGUCACUCCUCUCCCCCAUGACAGAGAAGUGAUCCAGAAGAGAGAAAGUAACCAUGGUCACCAAUAAGCAGGCAGCAGGCUAGGUUCCACUCACUGAAACCCUCAGGCCAUCUGACACAGGAAGGUCAGACAAGCAGAGGGCAGGCCAGGAAAUCCAAAACAAAAAUCCAGGCCUCAGGAGUAUAUUCAAAACAGUCCUGAAAAGAGGACCAAGAGAUGGGAGAGAACAAAACGGGCAAGGAUGCUAACUCAAGGCCCAAUCUUCAAGUCAUGGAUCUCAAUUUCCAAGGGACAAAACUCAGUCUGAAGUAAAUUGUUUUAAAUAAAAACUUAAGACAUUUUAAUUAGA
This is a messenger RNA of Lemur catta (Ring-tailed lemur), 2026 nucleotides long. RefSeq lists its product as uncharacterized. The transcript is spliced from 3 exons. NCBI's taxonomy places the organism in Eukaryota, Metazoa, Chordata, Mammalia, Primates, Lemuridae. Bases 1 to 969 code for a protein of 322 amino acids. The record is from RefSeq and is a predicted model, not a curated record.